GGCUAAGCCAGGGAAGGGGAGACUUUUGAAUGUCGGGGAAGGCUUCGCCUCACUUAGUGCGCAGGCGCAUGAAAUGCCGAUGCGCAGUGAGGGAGAAAUGCCGUUUGGUGAACUGUGAGACGGCGAGGCGGACGUGGCGACGCUGUAGAGACAGAUUUUGAGCGCAGGGCGCCCGAGCAUAUGCAAAGUGCAACUGACUGGUGGUUGAGAAGGUCUUGCAGGGCUGGCGCCAACUUUUAAAACUGAUUCUCACUAAGAAAAGAAAAAGUCUGAGGAAACAGCCCGAAAGGGCGAGGAAGAAGAUUAAAGGGGCGCUCCGCCAAUCACCGCCCGGUCGGUUCACGCUCCGCCAAUCACAGCCUGGGAGAAUUUAGGGCUCGCGGUCAAGGGGGCGGGGAAAGGCGUUGCCCGGGCCUGGCUGGGCUUUGAAUCGGGGUUUCCAUGGCGACCACGACGCGUGUGGAGCUGCGUCGGUUGGCGCAGGAGGCCGAGGCUCUGGCCGGUGUCGUCCGCGGCUCUCUGGGGCCCCGCGGCGGUCAGGCCCUGCUCACGCGCCCCACGGGGGAAGCGCUGCUCUCGCGAGACGGGCAGAGGGUACUGGAGACCCUGAACGUGGCCUCGCCCACAGCCAGAAUGAUGAUAGCAUGUAUUUCCACACACUGCAACCUGAUUGGAGAUGGAGCUAAAACAUUCAUCAUCCUGCUCUCCGCUUUACUCCAAGGACUUGAAACACUUAUCGAAAGAGACAGUUCUGUGUUUUGUGAGCACGUUCACGGAAGAGAGAAACAGAAGGGAAAAUGUUAUGGGUUGAACCAAGUCUCCCGGUUUCUUGUGACUUUCCAAACCCACAUCUUGGACUUCAUAAUGACGCAGGACCUAGGAAGACAUUUUACGUCUGUCUUUUCUGCUGACGACGUGGACAUAAACAGAAGCACAGUGGAGUCAGUAUUAGAAGCUUAUUUUUGCGGGAAAGUAGGCAACAAUUGGCAAAAGUUUCUUUCCCAGUUGAGCUGUGAUUUCUAUUACAAAGCCACUGCUGGUAAAAAUACAACCGAAGUACUGCAUUUUGUGGAUGAAUGUUUUGCCGAGUUGCAUAUCGCUGUGAUGGGUCUUCCAGUUUCAUGCUCAAGGAUCCUAGAAGGGCUCGUUCUUCAAAGAGAUUUUGCUGUGUAUUGUCCCUCAGAGGGUGAGAAAAGAAUUCUGAUCGUGACAGAACCGAUCCAUGCAGCUCUUUCUGACUUAAGUGUAGAAACAGUUAUAACUGGUGAACCUCAGUAUCAAGCAUCUGAACUCUGGAUUGCAAAAAGAACAGAAACUAUAAUAAGACACAUGCAGCACAAUAAUAUCAAGGUAUUACUAUCCAGUGUAAAACAACAGGAAGUGGUUCAUUAUUGUGCACAGCGUUGUGGCAUAUCAACUGUAGAAUGCCUGUCGCAGGAGGAAAUCUCUCUUAUUUGCAGCAUUACAAGAAUCUCACCUUUUAGGCCUUCUCAGGACAAUAUUCACACUGCAAUCACUGAAGCUGCCUUUGCAAAAUUUUGCCAGCCUUUGCAUCUUGGUGGAAAGAGAUGCAUCCACAUCAAUUUGACAGGGACUCAUGCCUUUCAUCCUCACUGCGUGAUUCUCUGUGGGCCUGUCCGUGGGGUUACUGAGCAGCAUGCUUGUGCUUUUUACGGGGCCUUCAAAAUGCUACGGCAAAUGUUUACGGUAGUUCAUCUAACUGAGUGUCAUGAACCAAAAUCUGAAAGUCAGAACAGUUUAAACAGUCAGUGGGGUUGUGCUGAACAGCAUCAGUUUAUGGAAGGACCCACCGAUAGUGAUAAUAUUCAGGCUAAUGACAAGCAAUUGAUACCUUGUGGGGUUGAAAUGGAAAAAUGUUCUGUAGUUCCUACUCCAGUAGGAGCCAAACAGCUUGCAGGUUCACAGACAGAUGCAUGCAAAUCCUCAUGCGUCACCCCGCCCUGUGCAGAUUUAGAACAUAAUAUUAUGUACUCAGUGCUGAGUGUAAGUCAGAAUGGAGUAGUUGACUUACAAAAGCUGUCUCUGCAAUAUAAUCAUCCAGACAAAACAGGAGCGUGUGAAAACGAGCUGUCUGAAAAUCAGUGUGUUCACGCUACAGUAGAGGAAAGCGCUAGUUGCAGACAUGCAUUAAUGCAGCUACAGGCCAAUAAGGAUAGUUAUACAGGGCCCAAUUGUGGAGUUUCAGUUAAAGAUGGAGGGAACAAGAAAAGCUGUAUCCAAGGUAACACCAGUUUUUCGAUCAAGGCCGGAGACGUUGUGCCAGCAGGAGGAAUCUUUGAGAUCCUGCUGCAUUACUAUCUGUCUUGCUAUGCGAAGCAGUGCCAGUCAACCAGUGUGUCCAUUCUGUGCUCCCUAAUUGCUGACGCUUUGCUAAGCAUUCCAAAAACCCUCUGCAAGACAUUGGGGAAAAAUGCUUUUGCUCGAGUCUAUCUCGAAGUUAUUGGGGCCCUCAAAAAUAAGCGGCAGCCCCUGCUGACCAGUCAACAAAGCCUUGAAUCGGUGUCCUGCAAGUAUCACUUGAUGGCUUCUGUCCUUCAGUGUGCAGCAAGGCUUCUGAAUAUUGACCUGAUAGUUAGCAUUAAGCAACUGCCUCAGAAGGCCGUAGGAAGUGACUCGGAAGAUGAUCAGUGAGAGCCGGCUGCAGGUGCGCUUGGUAGUUGCUAAAGUCAGAUGUUACGGAGAAUAUGCGGAUGUUUCUUGGUCCUGAAAGCAGCUAUUCCAGUGUACUCCCAAGCAGCUUGAACAUUCCAGUGCAAACCUGUUCAGGCAGGCAAUAUUCAAAUGACAGCCCGGCUAUACAUAUUUACCCAGUGAGGACAGCCCCACUGAGAGUUCUGCUGUUCCUCUUCCUCAUUUGGAUUUAUACCCCACUUUUCUCAACCGUAAGGAGUCUCAAAAUGGCUUACAAACUCCUUCUCUUCCUCUCUCCACUACACAUAACCUUGUGCAGGUGAAUGUGACUAGCCCAAGGUCUUCCAGUAGACUUCAUGUGGAGAAGCGAGGAAUCAAAC
This is a messenger RNA of Sphaerodactylus townsendi, 3032 nucleotides long. RefSeq names its product Bardet-Biedl syndrome 10 (gene BBS10). Gene Ontology annotation, molecular function: ATP binding; ATP-dependent protein folding chaperone. Lineage: Eukaryota; Metazoa; Chordata; Lepidosauria; Squamata; Sphaerodactylidae. The transcript is spliced from 2 exons. The record is from RefSeq and is a predicted model, not a curated record. Gene Ontology annotation, biological process: chaperone-mediated protein complex assembly. The coding region runs from base 442 to 2652 and encodes 736 amino acids.